Molecule: messenger RNA, 3421 nt
Organism: Macrosteles quadrilineatus (aster leafhopper)
Lineage: Eukaryota; Metazoa; Arthropoda; Insecta; Hemiptera; Cicadellidae
Gene: e
Product: beta-alanyl-bioamine nonribosomal peptide synthetase ebony
Exons: 17
Coding region: 89-2686 (865 amino acids)
Source: RefSeq, a predicted model, not a curated record
CUCUCACAACUCCUUCAGUCAAAACCGUGUUUGUGUCUAGUGUGGGUCCUUUCUCCCUUGACUACACUGUUUAUACUGCCUGUGCAGGAUGGGGUCGAUUCCGCAAGUGUCGGUGUUGCGGGGCGCCACCAGGCCGCUGCCUCGGGUCUGUCUGUUGAGUCGACUGUACGAGGAGAAGGCGAGAAACAACCCAGGGGCUACUGCUGUCAUAUAUAAGGGUAUAACCGGAGCUGUCCACAAGCUGUCGUACAGUGAGCUGGACAGGGCUGCCAACUGUCUAGCUCGUGCUAUAGUGUCUAGAGUGCGUAGUGGUACCUCUGGUGGUGAUCUUGUGGUAGCUGUUAGUCUUCCACCCAGUGAUGCACUGCUGCUGACCCUCCUUGCCAUCUGGAAGGCUGGAGCAGCUUACCUGCCUUUGGAUCAGCAAGCAUCCAACAGAGUACAACAUAUCCUUUCUGAGGCCAAACCGCAGUUAGUAAUCACCGAGGAAUCAGAAGAUAAGCUGGACUCGGUGCUCCGUAGUCACAACACAGUCAGUUUCGCCACCCUAGACGCUGAGGCUGCUGGGAAGUCUGAUGGAAGUCUUGCGGAAGAAGAGAUGUUGCCAUCUACCUCCCAACCCCUCGCACUCGUGCUGUACACUUCUGGUAGCACUGGGGUACCUAAAGGUGUUCGUCUACCGCAUGCUGUAGUGUUGAAUCGUCUCUGCUGGCAGUGGCGAGAGUUCCCCUACGGACAGACUGAACGAGUCUGUGUGUUCAAGACGACGUUGACGUUCGUAGACGCUGUGUGUGAGAUCUGGGGGCCCCUGCUGCAUGAGAUUCCUAUCAGUCUACUAGUGGUUCCUCGCGAGAUAACCAAGGACCCUCAGCGGCUGAUACCCCUACUGGACGAGUACCAGGUGGAGAGGCUGCUUGUUGUUCCAACUCUUCUCCGAGCUAUUCUUCUCUUCUUGACCUUGGAUAAAACAUACAAGUUACAAAACCUCAAGACGUGGGUGUGUAGUGGAGAGCCUUUAGCAGUCUCUCUGGCCCAGCAGUUCUUGGAUCACUUCCACGACAAAGACGUCUCACUCUGUAACUUCUACGGCAGCACGGAGGUAAUGGGAGACGUAACAUUCCACGUCAUCCGCAGCCAUGACGACCUCGCUGCCUUUGACAAAGUCCCCAUUGGACGACCGGUGGACAACACAACUAUCUACCUGUUGGACAAACAGCUGUCAGUGGUGCCUGUGGGAGAGGUGGGGGAGAUCUACGUGGCUGGACUCAACGUCUGCGCAGGAUACAUCAACAACCGAGAUCCUCACAAGUUUAUAUCCAACAAUCACACUGUUGAUCCAGACAUGAGCCGCUUAUACCACACCGGGGACUACGGACGUCUAGUAAAGGGCACAGUGUUGUACGAAGGUCGUACCGAUUCACAGGUAAAGGUCAGAGGUCACCGGGUGGAUUUGGCUGAGGUCGACGCAGCUCUCAGUAAACUGCCGCAGGUAGAGAAGGCAGCGGUGUUGUGCUACAAGCCUGGAGAAGUUGAUCAGAUGGUGAUUGCCUAUGUAACUUUACACUCUGAUCAGAAAUGUUCAGGAGAAGAAAUAGAGAAGGCACUUCUAUCACACUUGGCCAUUUAUGCAAUUCCUCAGGUUAUAGUAGUGGAUUCAAUUCCGCUGCUAAACAACGGCAAAGUUGAUCGACAAACAUUGCUGAAGAGAUACGCUGAGAUGGGAGGAGGAGGAGAGAUGCUGAACAUAGACCUGGACUUGGCUGGAGUGAAAGAGACGGAUGUACCGACAGCCAAGUGUUUGUUACUCACAGUGGCCGCUGUCUUGGGAGGCGCUGCUCGGGGACGAGUCUCUCUCGACAGCAACUUCUACCACCUCGGCGGAAACUCUCUCAACUCUGUCUACACAGUGACUAAACUACGAGAUCAGGGCUAUCUCAUAGGUAUCACUGACUUCAUCUCCGCCAAAAAUCUCAGGCAUGUGUUGGAAAAAAUGGAGCCAGAAGAAGAAGCAAAGGAGGACAACAUAAUAUCCUCCCAAACCCAGAAACCUUACAUCAGAGAAAUCAUAAGCAACAAACAUAAAUCAGAUGUUUACAGGAUAAUCACAGAUAGUUUCUACUCCAAAGGAGACCUAGAGCAGUGCAUUCAGCCACGUAUACCCAGACAAGACUACCAUGAGCUUCUGGACAAAAUAUGGGAGCCUCUGAUUGCAGCUGAACUAAGUUUUGUCCUGCUAUCCCGAGCCACUGGUCAAAUUGUCAGUGUAGCUCUCAGUUUUGAUGCCCAUGACGAACCUCCAGUUCAACUCAGCGGAGGCCUCACUGCGGUUUUUGACUUCUUGGAAUUUGUUGAAGCCCCAAUCAGGGAUUACAAGCUACCCCAAGGCAAAGGCAGGGUUCUACAUGCCUUUAUGAUGGGCACAGAACAGUCUUUGUCGGCCGCUGAGAAUGUCCUAGCCAUGCAGACGAUGGAAGAAGAAGUGUUGUCUAUAGCAACAGCUCGAGGAUUCGCCGGCAUCUUCACCACCAACACUAGCCCUCUUACUAAGCAACUCGGCACUGAUGUUUUUAACUACAAAGUGAUGAGUGAGUACCAAGCCAAUCAGUACGUUGCGUCAAACGGCAGCCGUCCUUUCAGCCGAGCUUCAGACGAACUCAGGGUGUACUGUUCUUGGAAGCAGAUUUGAAGAUCUUUAUUUCCUGAUCGGAAUUUUUUUUUAUUAGAAUUGUUUAAGUAGUGUAUUUAUUUAUUUAUGACUUAAGGUGGGUUUUUCUAGCUCGGUUUUGUUCAAAGCUCCCAAGGAAAUGUGAACCACUGUGCGUAUAGUGCUGCGCCGUUACAUUUUCCUAGCUCCGCAAUAGUUACUAUAACAAAAUUGCUAAAAAGAAGUGAUUAAGUAUAAGUUCUCGUCCUCUAAUCAAAUUAAUAUCACUUAGCAUUAUUAGGUGCUAUUUUUCAACAACUCUUGUUUCGUCCUGGGACGCUAUGCUCUAGCCUGAGAAUGUUUGUCACAUAACUUCAAGGUAGGCCUAGGGGUACUGGCAUUAUCAAAUAGAUCAAAUCCAUUGGUGAUUGGCAGGAUUUGAACCCGGGACCUCAAGGACCGAAUUCCCGCGCUCUAACCACUAGACCAGCUCGCUCCCCGAAACAUAUAAAUACUAGGCUACUUACUGCAUUCUCUUUCAAAGAUGUUAGUAACCUUCACAAAAUGAUCUGCACACAAAAUUAAAAGCUAGAAAAUCUCAGCUUUGGAGUAGUGUUCCACUUUUAAUUCUUAGAUUUUAUCUCAUUAUUAUUACAAAGAUUUUCGAUUUAAAAUCUUUUAAUUUAAUUUUAUUACAUUGAUAAGCGAUAAUAUUUUUGUAUUUGUAAAAAAUAUUAAAGGUGUUAAUCUUUGACUUGAGUGAAAAAUUAUUUUCAU